UAAAAUAAGGAAACUGAUUCUAAAACAAACUUUGAGACUACUCUGGAAUUGCCCUAAACUAGCGAGGCAUUUGUGAAGGGACAAGUCUCAUUCCUCUCGGCUCCUUUCAGUAUUGAAAGUAAGAAAACGACCGUUUCCUCCUCUGUACAUCCCACAUCUAGCAAUACACCCUGGACGAGGGCCUGCACCAGCAACGCUUAACAAUAAUCUGGUUUGUGUUUUAUGUUCACUGUUCAAUUCUUUUCUGGGUUUCAAAUGGCAAGAGAUAGUGCUAGCAAUGGAUCGCCAUCUCACCAAAGAACAGGUCUGUUGAAAGACCAAGUCCGGCUGGUUAAGAAAAAGAAUUCUGAUAGAUAUGAGAUUGCCCCAAUAACGGAUGCCCUGUCAUUUGAGAAAGGAUUCUUUGCUGUAAUCCGGGCUUGCCAGCUGCUGACUCAGAAAAACGAUGGGAUUAUAUUGGUUGGAAUAGCCGGACCUUCUGGAGCCGGGAAGACCAUUUUUACGGAGAAAAUUUUUAAUUUCAUGCCAAAUGUUGCCGUUAUUUCAAUGGAUAAUUAUAAUGAUGCAACUCGGAUUGUUGAUGGCAACUACGACGACCCACGGUUGACAGACUAUGAUACUUUGCUCAAAAACAUUCAUGAUCUUAAGGCAGGAAAACCUGUUGAGGUUCCAAUAUACGAUUUCAAAUCAAGCUCCCGAGUAGGAUUCAGGAGUCUUGAAGUUCCUAGCUCACGCAUAGUGAUUAUAGAGGGGAUCUAUGCUUUGAAUGAUAAACUGAGGCCUUUACUUGAUCUUCGAGUAUCAGUCACUGGGGGUGUCCAUUUCGAUCUAGUGAAGCGAGUGUUGCGCGAUAUUCAACGUGCUGGUCAAGAACCCGAAGAGAUAAUUCAGCAAAUAUCUGAAACAGUUUAUCCAAUGUACAAGGCUUUUAUCGAGCCUGACCUACAAACGGCGCAAAUAAAAAUAACCAAUAAAUUUAACCCAUUCACUGGGUUCCAGAGUCCCACUUAUAUUCUAAAGUCAUCAAGGGAUGUGACAGUAGAAGUGAUCAAGUCAUCAUUGUCGGAGGAUUAUGUAGAGAGUACAGAAGAGACAUAUGAUAUUUAUCUUUUGCCACCUGGUGAAGAUCCUGAAUCAUGUCAUUCAUACCUGAGGAUGAGGAACAAAGAUGGAAGAUAUAAUCUCAUGUUUGAGGAAUGGGUGACAGAUUCUCCAUUUAUUAUAUCACCAAGAAUAACCUUUGAAGUAAGUGUGAGGCUUCUUGGUGGAUUGAUGGCUUUAGGGUACACAAUAGCAGCAAUCCUAAAAAGAAGCAGCCAUGUGCUUCGUGAUGAAAGGGUCUGCAUUAAAGUUGAUUGGCUUGAACAGCUCAAGCGUCAAUAUGUGCAGGUCCAAGGAAGAGAACGUUUGGUUGUGAAGUCUGUUGCUGAUCAGCUGGGUCUGGAAGGUUCCUACAUCCCACGCACAUAUAUUGAACAAAUACAGCUAGAAAAGCUUGUGAACGAAAUCAUGGUGUUACCGGAUGAUUUGAAAACAAAGCUUAGCUUAGAUGAGGAUCUUGUGUCCAGCCCUAAAGCUGCGCUUUCGCUUGCGUCAGCUGAAAUGUUGGCAUCCCGGAAUAAGAAAAUCCAAAGGGACAAAAGUAUGUCCAAAGAUGACCGGUAUUCAUUGACCUUCCGGAAGCUUGAUAACAGGACUCUACCAUCAACAUUAGCAAACCAGGGAGCUAUUGAGCAUCUAUCAGAACAGAUUUCAACAUUGAAUGACCGAAUGGAUGACUGCACUUCGAGGAUGGAAGAACUCAGUUCGAAACUAAGCAACCGACGACGAAGAUCUCCUAGUAAUCCCAAAAAUUCCACUGCCCAGCAAUCUGAAGCCUGCAAUGGAUCUGCCCCCACUUCUCACUUCAUAUCCGGUUUGGAGAACGGUUCCUUGACUAGUUCCAUUAUGCCUCAUUCUUCGUCAUCAUCCCAUAUUGCCAGGGAUUCCACUUUCUUGGAGGAGCUAUCUAGUAUUGCUCGGAAUCAGCGGCAGAUUAUGAUUCAACUGGGAAACCUGGGCACUCUUCUCAGUGAGGGGCCGGGUCGUGGAUCUCAUCAAGAUAGUACUAGCCAGCAGCAUAGGUUAAUUGCUGGGCUUGAACCGGUCAAAGUCUAUGUUCUCUCUGCUUUAGCAGUUGCUGGGUGUGGAAUCUUGCUACUUAGGAGUUUUCGACAUUGAAAUUGAAAACAAGAAAUAGAUCUUGCUCUAGCAUAAGUGCUUUUUCUUUGACACCUCUAUUUUAGUUGUGGUGCUGCCCUUCUCGUCGGGAAAAGAAUAUUUUUUAGACAAUAUACAGAAAACAUAUUUAUGCUCUGUUAUGAGAUUUACUAGAAGAGAAGGGCAAAAACUUUUUAACUCUUUUUGGGGAAAUUCCUACAGUUUAAUUCUUUCCACAUAAUAAUGUUUAUUGAUGUAGCUUUAUGGCAUGACUCCCUCCCCUUACCCACC
Messenger RNA from Cuscuta epithymum, 2490 nucleotides. The record is from the annotation of a GenBank genome assembly. NCBI's taxonomy places the organism in Eukaryota, Viridiplantae, Streptophyta, Magnoliopsida, Solanales, Convolvulaceae.